CGUUAAAACUCCCUAAAAUACAAAGAAGAAGAAGAAGAAGAAGGAGGAGGAGAAAGAAAACGAAGAGAAGGAGGAGAUAAGAAACUAGUUACUGCUACUCUGAAGGUUAAAUUGAUUAGGAUUUGAGAAACAAAGUGACCGAGGACCAUGCUGAGGGCUUGUCUGAGAGGAGCUAAUGCCACAGCCCGGAAGAACUUCGGGAGAACCCGUCUAAACAGUCUGCAACACUGUCGGCACUACACAGCAGGACAGAGCAGCGGUGCUGCUAAAGUGGUUGCUGCUGGCUUGGUGACUGUAGGCGGUGGUGUUGGAGGCACAAUACUCUACGCCAAAUGGGACCCCAAGUUCAGAGCAGCCGUGGAAAACACUGUUCCAUACUCAGACUGGCUGUUGGGUAUGGCUUUAGGACCCGCUUCUCAAGAUGGCGGACUCCCCAUCAAGAAACAGAUGGGGUUGGCCCAGCCUCCCUCUCUGAUGGAAAAACAGGCGAAGGUGUCCAAAGCCAAGUCAGAAAAAAAGGUGAAGGAGGCAGCAGAGAAUCCGGCCAAAGAGGCGAGUCCUGUCCCAACACAGCCUGCACAGAGCAUAGAGGAGGCUUCAGCAGAGGCGACUCAUAUCAUCUCAGCCAUCAGUGAGGUCCCAUCAGUCCCUGCUCCAUGUGACACAGAGGCAGCAGCAGCCAAAGAGGAGUGCAAAGACUGCCAUGACCAUAAGGAUGCCCCAGUGACAGCAGCAGUUCACCCUGACGCAGAGUCACCUGCGGCAGCAGAGCCACUGAAAGAACGUCCAGUAGAGGAAGUGGCAGCUAGACUGGCUCAACAAGACCAGGAGGAACAGGACAUCCUAGCAUCUGUAUCAGCCAGUCUUGAAGACUCACUGGCCAGCUCGGCUAAAGCUGCACUGCAGGCCAUUGGAGCUCAGGAGGCAGCCCUGCAGGCUAUCACACGGCACACACACAAACUGAAGGAGGCUAUGGAAGCAGAGGUUCCACCUCAGGAGAAGUCAGCCCAGUGGAAGGAUCUAGAAGCUGCUCUUGCUGAAAGAACCUGCGCUGUGAAUGAUGCUGGAAGUGCUCUGUUGAAAGCCAAUGAGGCCUUGGAUGGACUCAAAUCAGUGAUUGACAAGGCUAAUGGCUUGAAGGUCACUGCUGUUCGCCCACUGGUUUUAGCAGCAGAGGAGAAUCUCCAUAACAUGGUGGUGGACUUGGACAAAGUGGUCACUAAGGUGCAGUCUGCAGAGUCUGAAGCUAAGAUAGUCUCCCAGUACAGUGAACUGGUUAAUGAAGCCAAACAACAGUUCCAGAGGGAAGUAAGCAGCCUUACUCCAGAGAUCCAGGCCAACUGGAAGGGGCUCACUGGUAAACUGUCAGCGGAUGACCUUAACGCCCUGAUCGCCCACGCACACCGUCGCAUUGACCAGCUGAACCGAGAGCUGGCUGAGCAGAGAGUCCGAGAGCAGAUCCACAUUGAUGCAGCGUUGGAGCAGCAGAAGCUGGAGGACCAGAAGGCCCUGGACAAAGCUGUUAGCACCGCCCUGCAGCACAUCAAGGAGGAGGCCCGGCUGGAGCAGGAGAGGAGGCUGUCGGAGUUAAGGGAAGUGAUGGAGGCAGAGAUGAGGACUCAGCUCCGGCGUCAGGCGGCCGCUCACACAGACCACGUCCAAGAUGUCCUCAAAGUCCAGGAGCAGGAGCUGAGAGCUGAUGCUGAGCAGGUCCUGAGCAGCAAGAUGCUGGAACAGGAGACCCGCUACCGUCAGCUAAGCCAGGAACAGCUGGAUAACUUCACUCUGGAUAUGAACACUGCCUACGCAAGACUGAAGGGGAUGGAGGAGGCCAUAGACAGCCAUGUGGUAGCAGAGGAGGAGGCCCGUAAAGCUCACCAGCUCUGGCUCUCUGUGGAGGCUCUCAACUACACUUUAAAGACUGCUGACGCUGAUUUCCCCACCAUGCCUCUAGAGAGCGCUGCUCAGGCCGUGCGAGACAGCUGCCACGACAACGACUUUGCCUUGGCUCUGUCAUCGGCUCUUCCAGAAGAAUCCCUGCACCGCGGCGUGUACAGCGAGGCCUCUCUCCGCGCCCGCUUCAACUCCCUACGAUCGCUGGCCCGCCGGGUCGCCCUCAUUGACGAAUCUCACAACUCCUUGUACCAGUAUUUCUUGUCCUACCUUCAAGCUGCACUGCUGUUUGAGGAUAAACAGGAAGCCCCACCCGCCCAGCUGUGCAGUGAGGAUUUAGACCCAUUCAAGCUUCUGUCAUAUGCUAGCUACUGCUUAGAGCAUGGGGAUCUGGAGUUAGCAGCUAAACUGGUGAACCAGUUGAGAGGAGAGGCCAGGAGAGUGGUGGAGGACUGGCUGACUGAAGCCAGACUCACACUGGAAACCAAGCAGGUAGUCAGUUUGCUGUCUGCUUAUGCAAAUGCUGUGGGGUUAGGAACCACCCAGGCUCCAUAGGCUGCCACGCUUCAUUUAACCUGGCAACCCUUAAAGGAACCCUCCACUGAAAAUCUCUGAGUAUCAAGAAGUCCCCACUGUAGGCUUGAAGGUCUCACAAGAGACUUUCUGUGGUGUAUUCCUUUAAGAUAACUGAAGUUAACCAAGUGAUGGAUGUUAAGAUGCAACAUAAGUUUAUUUGUUUUAAAGCACUAAGUCACUGUGGACGAUUCUUUGUAAAAUAGAACUGAUGCACCCUCUCAGUCUAGCCUUGUCAAUUCAGGCCCACAGGUUUGGUUCAGGUAUUUAUUUCUGGCUAAUUUCUUUUUCCCAAGUUAUUGUGGAAAAUGAAUCCUAACAUUGAUUAAAGAAUUUGUCAUGCUGCAUUUUAUUUUUGUCAAUACUGCACAUGUCACAAUAAAUCAUGAACAAGAA
Molecule: messenger RNA, 2862 nt
Organism: Siniperca chuatsi (mandarin fish)
Lineage: Eukaryota; Metazoa; Chordata; Actinopteri; Centrarchiformes; Sinipercidae
Gene: immt
Product: inner membrane protein, mitochondrial (mitofilin)
Exons: 14
Coding region: 148-2448 (766 amino acids)
Biological process (GO): cristae formation
Cellular component (GO): MICOS complex
Source: RefSeq, a predicted model, not a curated record